Messenger RNA from Salvia miltiorrhiza (redroot sage), 2425 nucleotides. RefSeq names its product pollen receptor-like kinase 4. Lineage: Eukaryota; Viridiplantae; Streptophyta; Magnoliopsida; Lamiales; Lamiaceae. Bases 153 to 2165 code for a protein of 670 amino acids. Gene Ontology annotation, molecular function: protein binding; ATP binding; protein kinase activity. The record is from RefSeq and is a predicted model, not a curated record. Gene Ontology annotation, biological process: protein phosphorylation. The transcript is spliced from 3 exons.
UCUCUCUCUCUAACUUUUUUCGUUACGUAGAAGAAUCAGAUGAGACUCAUACAGAAACGGAAACGCCAAAUCCAUGACCAUGUCUUGUGCGGGUUGAAGUCGACCUUACUUUCAAAGAAGCAAUUGCAUUUGCAUAGUCGAGAUUAUGAAUAAUGCGGAAGCAAACUGGUGCUGCAAUGAACAUAAUAGUGGUGAUGGUGAUGGUGGUGGCGGUGGCCCCGCACGUGUUGGGGCAGCCGCAAGAAAACGCAGCGGAGACUCUCAUGAAAUUCAAAACUGCUCUAACCAAUUCGGAUCCAGCGCUAGCCAAUUGGAAUCCAUCCAAGCCACCGUGUACGGGGAACACAGGCAAUUGGGCCGGCGUACUGUGCUACAACGGCUACGUGUGGGGCCUACAGCUCGACAAUAUGAGGCUGCAGGGCCAGAUUAACGUCGAUUCCCUCGCCACCCUGCCUUACCUCCGCUCCCUCAGCUUCAUCAACAACAACUUUCAAGGCUCCAUGCCUGACUGGCGGAAGCUCCCCACGCUCAAGUCCUUGUAUUUGUCGGGCAACCACUUCUCCGGCCAGAUCCCCAAUGAUGCUUUUGACGGCAUGGACUCCUUGAAGAGGGUCUAUUUGUCCAACAACCAAUUCAGUGGCCCCAUCCCUGCGUCUCUCACAUCGUCUAGGAUGGUGGAGGUCGGCCUUGACAACAACCAGUUCUCCGGCGCCAUACCCACUGUCGACUCACAAAAUCUCCAGGUCUUCAAUGUCUCCAACAAUCAGCUGCAGGGUCCCGUCCCGCCAUCUCUGCUCAGGAUGGAUCCAUCAUCCUUCACAGGCAACAAAGCGUUGUGUGGGGGCCCUGAGGGGCCAUCGUGCGAUCCUCCCAAGCCCCCACCGGACUUGGAGCCGCUUCUUCAUGCUCCGCCCAAUGCCCACGCCCCUCCUGUGAGGCCUAACCAUAAAAAAUCAUCAUCCGCCUCUCCCGCAAAGAUAGCUAUAAUCGUACUCAGCAUCCUGCUGGCUUUGUUUCUCCUCCUACUGCUUCUUCUGCUUUGUCGGACGAGCCUCGAUGAUGAGGAUGAUGAAACGCCCAAGCAACAACAACAACAAAAGCAACAACAGGGGAUGAGAUCAGAAACGACAUCCCCUUAUAGCGAGAGGAGUCCUCUGCCGGCGGGGGCGGUGGCUGUAACAAUAGGUACCUCCCCUAUAACAAUAGGUACAUCCCCUCGUGAACUGGGCGGGAGAGGCGAGCAGCAACAACAACCAAGCAAGCUAUCGUUCGUGAGAGACGACAGACAGAAGUUUGACCUGCAGGACCUAAUGAGAGCAUCAGCAGAAGUGCUGGGAUCUGGAAACUUCGGGGCAUCAUACAAAGCAGUGUUGGUGGACGGGGAGGCGCUGGUGGUCAAGAGAUUCAAGCAAAUGAAUAACAUUGCCAAGGAAGAUUUCCACGACCACAUGAGGAGACUCGGCAGGCUCAAACACCCCAAUUUGUUGCCCUUAGUAGCAUACUUGUAUCGCAAAGAAGAGAAGCUACUGGUUUUCGACUUUGUCCCAAACAACAGCUUGGGGAAGCACCUUCACGAUGAUGGAAAACGCCCCGAGGGAUGGCCAAAGCCGCUUAACUGGUCGUGCCGGUUAAAAGUCAUCAAAGGAGUAGUGAGGGGGCUGGCUUACCUCUACACCGAGCUGCCCAGCCUAAAUGCCCCUCACGGCCACUUGAAAUCAUCCAACGUCAUGCUAGAUAGAAACUACAAUGCCUUGCUCAUGGACUACACCCUCGGCCCCAUUGUCAACCCCAACAAGAUCAGCCAAGCCCUCGUGGCAUACAAAUGCCCCGAAUUUGCCCAAACCAGCCGAACUUCCAAGAAAUCUGAUGUAUGGUGUUUGGGGAUUUUGAUACUGGAGACUCUGACAGGCAAGCCCGUAGACAAGUACCUCGGUCAGGGGAGCAAACAGUAUGGUGUAGACUUAGCCAGAUGGGUGAAAGGUAUCGUUGAGGAGGCAAAUGCGAAAGGUGCACGGGUGUUCGACAAGAACAUGGAGUUCAGUGAACGGUCGCUACUGGAGAUGGAGAUGCUUUUGCAGAUUGGAAUAGCCUGCUGCCAAGAGGACCUGGACAAGAGGUUAGGUUUGGCGGAGGCACUUAGAAAAAUUGAGCAACUGCAGGAGUAAUUUAGUCACGACAUCAGGAUUGACUUCCAAAGGUGAAUGAAGCUUCAGGCAACACCACAAAAGAAUGGAGAAUAAACAAUAUGUGGAAGAUACAUGAUAUCAUUCGCCUCAAAUCUUUCAAAUAUAGUUAAUUUUAAUGGCAAAAACAUCAAUUUAAAUUGUUUUGUGUUUAGAAACAAUAGGGGAACCUUCACCAUCUUUAUGUAGUGUCAUUUCACAAGUAAUAUAAAAAUUGCUUAUCGAUGUGCUUCAUCUCUUCA